Messenger RNA from Limulus polyphemus (Atlantic horseshoe crab), 7457 nucleotides. RefSeq lists its product as uncharacterized. The transcript has a single exon. Bases 341 to 3679 code for a protein of 1112 amino acids. NCBI's taxonomy places the organism in Eukaryota, Metazoa, Arthropoda, Merostomata, Xiphosura, Limulidae. The record is from RefSeq and is a predicted model, not a curated record. Gene Ontology annotation, molecular function: metal ion binding.
GUGUUGGUCUUAAUUUGUUAGUGUGUAUUGAGACAUUUUAGCGAGUAUCCUAUUUAUAUUCCCUUAACUGCUGAUAUUUCUGCGAAGUUCCACUAUUUUGUUUAUAUAUAUAUAUUUGAUAACGUUUGAGACAACUGGUAACCGAUUCUUUGUACAAAGCUCAUGCAUAAUUAAUAUAUAUAUAGUACGGCUGACGUAGCUUUUAAUUUAUAGUUGACUCGAUAAACAAUCUAGAAAGGCAGCCGGAUUUUGCUUGUAGCAGUUUUAUUGUGCUGCUCUAGGCAAUACAUUUUUCUGAACAGAGUCAGACGACUCAGAGAACUGGAUUAUGUGAAGGCGAAUGAUAAGGACAAUACGAUAUAUCUUUUCCCAUCAAGAUCUUUAUCGGUUUUUCAUCAGCCCAACUUUAAGUUUAAGCUCGAAAGGAUUCGAACUCAAGUUACAGUGGUUGUCUACUACUUCUAGCAAAAUAUCGAAUAUUUGGUUUGCUAACUGUAUCACAGUUUUACCUUCGAACAGUAUGGGAGAAACUAAUACAGUUACUAACUGCAUUGUUUCACUUUCAGACAAUUCCUCCACUUUAGACUCUGGUUGUGAUAAGAGUUCUAAAAUUGCUGAAGGAGAGUCAUAUUUUGGUUUUGAACCCAUAGCGGCUGUAACAGCAGAUGGAGAAAUAAAAAUAAGUAAAUAUAGGUCAAAAAGAACAAAUAUUUUAGUGUAUAUUGCUGAUGUUGAAGGUCCUGUAGUGAAUGGUUAUUUUUGUUUAGGAACAGAAGCUCAUGAUGAUGAUGGUUUGCCACAUACUUUAGAACACUUGAUAUUUAUGGGAAGUGAAGAUUUUCCUUAUAAAGGGACAUUAGAUUUGAUGGCAAACUGUUGCUUAUCAUCUGGAACAAAUGCAUGGACUGACACUGACCACACAUGUUAUACUUUAACAACUGCAGGAGCUGAAGGUUUUCUAACACUGCUGCCAGUGUAUUUGGAUCAUAUUCUGUAUCCUACCUUGCUGGAAUCUGCUUAUCUUACUGAAGUUCACCAUGUCACUGGUGAAGGAGAAGAUGCAGGGGUUGUGUACUGUGAAACUCAAGGAACAGAGAACACUGCAGAAAGUCUUUGUAAACUGACUUUAUUACGAGCUAUGUAUCCUGGAGAUUGUGGAUAUAGGUAUGAGACUGGGGGGCUUAUGAAGAAUAUACGGGAGAAAACAACUCAUGAUCGUGUGAAAGAUUAUCAUGGCAAAUUUUAUCGCCCUGAUAAUCUGUGUAUCAUUGUUACAGGAAAAAUUAAACCUGCUGAUCUGUUUGAAGCUAUUCUAACAAUAGAGAAGAAGAUUUUAUUAAAGUCUUAUAAUGAAGAAGGGGAGCAACCUUGGAAAAAACCUAUACCUCCCUUAACUAAGAGCUCAGAUGUUACAGUACCUUUCCCUGAUGAUGAUGAUGAAGAUUCAGGUAUUGUAAUGGUAGGGUGGAGAGGACCCUGUGUUAACCAGUUUGAGCAACUUAGUGCUAUCACAGUUCUAUUAGACUACCUUACAGAAACCUCUAUAGCAACAUUAGAGAGAGAAUUUGUAGAAAUUCCAGAUCCAUUCUGCAGUUCAGUCAAUUAUAGCAUUAUUGAGAACUUUGAGACAUGCAUAUACUUGACUUUUGAAAAUGUACCAAAAAAUAAAUUGAACAGUGUCAAAGCCAAGUUUUUAGAAAUCCUUAAGAAAUUUGAUGAUGGAACUGAGAUUAUAGAUGUAGAAAGAAUGAAUUCUGUGAUUCACAAAAAACAUCAACACCUCUUACGACAAGUUGAAAGUGAUCCUCAUGACACAAUUGCAGAAAAACUUAUUACAGACUUUUUAUAUGGAGGAUCUUUGGGAGAUCUGCAGCAAAGACUUUGUGAGAUUCCUUUGUUAAACUGUUUACUUACUGCAAAAAGUGAUUUUUGGAUUGGAUUGAUUAAAGAUUAUUUCAUAAAGCCUCCAAUAGUAGUAGUUAUUGGAAAGCCAGAUCCAUGUUUAAUGAAACAAAUGGCAGAUAAAGAAAAGGCUCGUGUUUUGAACCAAAAGAAAAUGUUAGGCAAGAAAGGAUUGCAAGAAAAAGGUAAAAUUUUAAAGGGAGCAAUCAAAAAUAAUGAAACAAAAUUACCAGAUAAUGUACUCUCAAAAGUACCAGUUCCUUCUUUAGCUAAUAUACAGUUCCAUUCAGUAACAUGUAGUAAUAACUACAGUGCUGAUGAUGCCAUAAAAAAUAAAGACUUUAUUGUUGAUACAUUGCCAUGCAGAUUUCAGUUGGAUGAUGUGAAGACAAACUUUGUUCAGAUUCUUGUACUCAUGAAUACUUGUUCUGUGCCAUCAGAGCUGCGACUUUUCCUUCCUAUUUUGAUGGAGCUGCUAGUGGAAUCUCCAGUUCUACAGAAUCAGGAACUGAUUACUUGGGAUAAAGUCAUGAAAGAGCUUGAGGCUGAUACUGUUGGAUGGUCUACAUGCUCAGGUCUUGGUGGAGAGGCUAACUUUUUCAGUGGCUGUUACACUCAGGUUGCAUAUUUAAAUUUGGUAGUUGAAAUAAACAAAUAUUUUCAAGGUGUAGAUUGGGUACAAAAGCUUAUCUACCAGACUUCAUUUAUGCCAGAGAGGAUUGCAGUCAUAGCCAAAAAAAUGAUCAACAGUAUUGCAGAUCUUAAAAGAGACGGUUCAGAAGUUGUUGCAGCUCUCAUAAACAAUAUGUGUUUCUCUUCUAGGAGCAACCACUGGGCAGAUAGCAUGUACAGACAGUAUACAUUUCUAAAGAAAAUUCUUGGCCUGAUGAUUUCCAAUCCACAACAAGUUGUUGAUUCAUUGGAUAAACUAAGGCAUCAGUUGACUAAUCCUGAAAACAUAACAGUUCAUAUGACAACCAGUGUGAAGAAAUUAUGUGCAAAAAACAACCCAAAAGUGCCUUGGGAACAUAUUUUUCUUCCUGAAAACUUUACAAAACUAUGUCACAGUAAGUUAGAAAUCCUCCACUGCCAUCAAACAUUAAACCCAUUGUCAUCAGAUUUGCCAUUAAGUGCUAUAAUAGGUGUAGGUGCAAUAGAAUCAUCAUAUUUAAUCCAGGCAGUUUCUAGCAUCAGUUCAUAUUCUGACCCAGAUAUUCCAGCUCUAUUGCUGUUAAUCCAAUAUUUGACACAGUCUGAAGGUCCAUUUUGGCAGCAGAUCCGUGGACAAGGUCUUGCUUAUCAUUACAGCAUUGACCUUCAACCAGCUGAUGGUUUGUUGUACAUGAUUUUUCAAGAGUCCACAGAUAUCGUUCAAGCCUAUCAAGCAGCAAAAGCUGUUGUUGAUGGAUACUUCUCUGGUUCCCUGAAAUGGGAUCCUUUGCUUCUGAAUUCUAGUAAAAACAGUCUAAUGUUUGAAUUCAUUGAAAAAGAGAAGACUGUUGACAGUGUUUCAUACCAGUCAAUGCUUUCAUACUUUCGUGGAGUGGACAUGAUGUACAACAGAAAGCUGAUGGAGUUGGUGUCACAAGUUUCAUUCAGUGAGAUGGAAAGAGUUGGAAAGAAAUAUUUGAUUCCACUGUUUGCACCUCAUGAAUCUCGACUGGCUAUUUGUUGUCAUCCACAAAAAGUUAAGGAGGUGAUAUCAGAGUUUAAGAAAAUUGGAAGAGAAAUUGUUUUUAUUAAAAAUCCUGAAAAGAGUUUCCUUACCCAAAUGUAAUUCACAUAAAUCUUUUUAAGUUUAAAAAAUAAUUUGAACUGCUAGUUAAAAUAAUUUAAUGCUUAAUAACUAAAUGUAUUGAUAUAAGAAAUUCAUAUUGCAAAUUAUUGCAUUAGCAAAUGUAAAAGUUAGUAAAAAGAACUCUUGAAAUAUGUGCUGCUUAAAGUUGAUUUUUAUGGAAUAAUAAAAGCCCAAAACUCUGCAGUGAUAACGUACAUCUAUUAGAGGACAUGAAUGAUUUUUAUUACAAAAUUAGCUGUUAUUGUAUUUUUCAACUUACUGAGUAAUAUCAGUUCUAUACUCUUAUCCUUACAAAUUACUCAAGUUCUUGUAAUUUAAAAAUUCUUCAGCAUCAGAGUUCAUGUAGAUAUAGCUUUGAGUGCACUUCCAGAAAAAUAAACUGUUAGAUGAGAUCCAAAUUACUGUAUCAUAAGUGGUUGGGUCUGCUCUAUGUAUAGUCACUUGCCUUAAUUAUUCAGCACUGACAUAUAAAUCCUCCUACUUUGCUUUCACUCAUAGGUUCUUAGAAUUAUCUUUAAUUUUGGUAGAAUACAUGUAAAGAGUAUUACUUCAGUAACUUUGAAAAGGUUUUUGUUUGUACAUUGUUUUUUUAUAUCGUUGCUUUUCUUUGUUUCCAUUCAGACAAAAGUCGCAAUACUUGAAUUUAUUAAAGUUAAGUAAUACAAAGUUGUGUUGAAUUAUGAUUUUCCAUGCAAAGAAUUGCUUGUUUUAUCAACUAAGCUCUUUUAUUGGGUUUUAGUGAAAUAAUUUUUAAUGAAAAAACAAACCUUAUAGCAGAAGAAAUAGUAUUUUACCACAGGUUAUGGAUUUGUUUUGUAAACUGAAAAUUUAGUAAGCUAGUAUUCUUACAAAGAAUUUUAUUUUUCAUCAGGUUUACUAAUCUUACAACUGAAAUAAUUAGAGUAUGUAAAACUUCUAGUGCACUUUAAACAUUCUCUUUGAUUUUUCUUCACUCUUGAUAGUUGUACUAAAGAGAAAACAAGGUGACAGUGUGUCACUUGUGGCAUCAAGGUUACUCUUCACCCACUGAAAUAUGAGAACAUUAUCAUGUGACAGAGGGCCAUAUAGUUCAUCAAAACCACCUUUGCAUCCAACAAAAUUCAAUGCACAAUGAGACAGAAAAUCAUAAAGUUCAUCAUGGUCACCCACCUCAACUACCAAGAACAGAGAAUCCAUCCCAAGCUAAAGAUAGCCCUUCAUAUCUGUGUUUACAGCCAACUAAAAUUUAAUCACAAUUCAAGUAACAGCACACUACAUUAUCAAGUAAAAGAUGCUUCAAAUUUAUAACUUAACAAAGAGGUGAGUAUUCCAAAGAACAAAUCUGGACAUAGGAUUGUUAAGCUAAAUUUAAUACUGACAUUUUGAAUCAUAUUUAUCCUUCACUCAACAGACUGCUCAUAGGCAACUUAUUAAUACCCAUAAUAAUAUUAAACAUUCAAAUCAACUUGAUUCUUUUUGGCUACAGGCUGGAUGUGGUCUAGUAGUUAGCAUGGCAGGAAUGUGGAUACAAGGAUUUAUGUUUCAUGUCCCAUUGCCACAAAAACAUGCUCCACACUUUGGAGUCAUGAAUGCACUGUAAUAAUAAUGGUCAUAUUCCACUGUUUGGUCAGAAAAAAGUUGGUGAUAGGUGUUGUUGAAUAACUGCUAUCUGUUUAGUCUACCUGUUCAAAAUUUAUCUUGCACAAAAGUUUUACUAAAAAGUCAAGCAAAGACUAAGUAUAACAAGUCCAACUGUUUAGGCUUGUUUCCGUAAUUAAAAUUUUGAAACAUGAUAAAAUUCUAAUAACUCAAUUUGCAAUCUUUCCAGAAACCAGUAUCUUUCUUGUAAUAUUAAACCAAAAAUUGUACAAUACCUUAAAUGAGGCCUUAUCAAAAUAACAUAUAUAUAUAUACAAGAUGACAAUAUAAUUUUUUUACUUUAAAUCAAGAAUUUCUCUAAAUAAAUCCCAGAACAUCAUAAAUCCUUUUUUAAAAUAUAAACAAGUAUGACUAAGACAAUUAUGAGUUUUUAUUUUAGCUUCUGAGAUAUUCAAUUCCUUUGAUAUUUAAGUCAUCAUUAAUAACACUGUUGUUACAGAAAUUUAAAAUACUUCCCACAAAGAAAUUAUCCAGUAAAAUUUGAGCUCUAGAAUUUAAUGACAUCAAGUUUUUCAUAUUCCGUAUUUCGAAUAUUUUUUAUGAGAAAAACCCAAUAAAAGAAUGGUUUAAAUAUUUGUAUAUGCAAUUAAAGAACCUGAUACAUAGCUUAAACUUGGCUUUAUUGUACUUACUAUUUAUCAUGUUAACUCUGAAUGAUGUAAUUAUGUAUUUACAUGGUAUUCGUAAAGCUGUCAUUACUUGACCAGUUAGUAAUGCUAUCAGCAUUUUCAUUUUAAUUAUGUAGAAUCAAACUUAGCAUUACUUAGAUUUAAUCGUAUUAAUAGUAAGAGCAGUGUCCAAUGUCUGUAGAACUUUUGGAGUUGUUAUAUAUUCACAGUUUUUCAUAGCUUGGUUCAAGUAGGAGAGAUCACACUAAGUUCUGAGAGGCAUAUGGCUAAUUAUAAAGCUAAUUUCAAAAACUUUGUAUUGUUAGAAUUUGAAUAAGCAGAGAAUUAUAAUGAAAUAAUUUACCAACUACUGUACAUGUAAUUCUGGCAGCAAUAAGAAUGAAUUAGUCCAUGCUACUCCUCAAACUCAGAUUUUUGACCUCAUUCCUACUACAGCUACUUAAAUUCUUGUCCAUAUCUGUGCAUAAAAUGUUCAAGGAAUUAAGAUUAUUAGCAUUAGGUGCAAAAUUUUCAGAAUUUCAGAAAAAAAAUGUUUUUCUUGAGAUAUAAAGAUUUUUGAAAUCAUUAAUGUCCUGUCAGUUCAUAGCUUAGGCAAAAUUACAGUAGGUAAUGUAUGUAAUCCAGUAACCAGCUUAAAAACAUCAGUUAUAUUGCCCUUGGUUUUUCUCUUUUCCAUUCUAAAUGAAAGGAUCCUUUUGAAAAUAUAGACUCAUAAGUUUGGUAAUGAUGGCUUGAAUAAAGAGGUAAAAAUUUGAUACGAAGUUUGAAAACUUAAAUCUGAGUCUAAUAUCAGUAUACAGAUUUGCUGGGUAUUGCUUUGAUAUGUCAGAUCAACCAAUUUCCUCAUUGAAUUGUUCUUGAACAUGCAAAUUCCUGUAUUAUGGUUAGCAAGUAAAAAUCGGUUUACUAUUAUUCAGCUGGAAAUAAAAAGUGUAAAAAGACUUUCACUUUUUCACCAUUACAUGAAUGAAUAUGGUUUAAUGGCUUGAACUUCUCAUAUAAAGUAUGGAGUGAUACAUUAAUUAACUAGAAAAAAUAGAAAUUACUUAACAAACACUAAAUGUUCCUAUUAUGAAAGUUUAAAACUUCUUUGCUCUUUUAACACAGUUGAUAUUCUAGCCAGUGGUUUACAUUCUGCAACAUAGGAAGAUUAUUAAGCUGUAGUCUUAUAAAGAAUAUUUUUGUCAUUAUGUAUGUGUGCAUUUUUACCAAAUAUGAUCUUGCUUUUUAAAAAAGUUUGAAUAAAAUGGAAUAAGCUUUUUUCUCAUUGAUCACACAACAUGGUGAGAGUUUGGAAAUCACAUAAUUAUAAUUAUAAAAUUUAAGUCUCAUUUUAAAAUCUUUUAUGUUUGUUUCAAGGAAAACAACUUAAAAUAAGCAUUAAAUAAGAUUUUCAGUAAUAGUUGGAUGUGAUUCUUCUGAUAUAUCUAACAUAAUAUUACAAACUGCACAUGAGUAAUAUUUUUAUCAACACCAACCUGGAAAACACA